Messenger RNA from Aphis gossypii (cotton aphid), 1974 nucleotides. RefSeq lists its product as uncharacterized. NCBI's taxonomy places the organism in Eukaryota, Metazoa, Arthropoda, Insecta, Hemiptera, Aphididae. The transcript has 8 exons. The record is from RefSeq and is a predicted model, not a curated record. Gene Ontology annotation, molecular function: carbonate dehydratase activity; zinc ion binding. Bases 124 to 1842 code for a protein of 572 amino acids.
GCAUUUCUAUUCAGUUUAAACAAUAAGUUAACAGGUACUUAAGUACAAUAUUGAUAAUUUAUUAUAACUUUAAUAAUUGUAUAAGUUAAUUUAACUCUAUAAGUACUAAACAUAACAACUAAAAUGGUCGCCUGCAAAAAGAAUACUAAUAAAGUUGAAUGUACUGCGUUAUCGACUUCAACGACGACUGAACCCAAGGGUUCAAAGUUUGUAGAUUCUUGGGUACACGAUUCUUCGCCGCUGGACAUAGAUUUGGAUAAUGUAACGCCAAUUAUUCUUCCACCACUAAUUUGGUUGGAAUCAGAAACGAUACCCUUAAAAAUGUCUAUUAGAAAUAUAGGAACGACAUUUAAUGUUGAUGCCGAAUAUUCCGGACCAAGACCUUCGUUGAAUGGUUCUAUAUUACAGUAUCCGUACGAGUUUUCAAGUUUUCAUUUUCAUUGGGGUACUAAACAAGACAAUGGUAGUGAACAUCGUACAAUGGGAAAAUGUUCUCCAAUGGAAAUACACUUAGUGUUUUAUAAUAUCAGUUACUCAAAUACUUCCGAAGCCUUUAACGCUAAAGAUGGUAAAUUGAUAUUGACGUAUAUGUGUAAAUUGGAUCGCUAUGAAAAUGCCACGUUGGACAAUUUGACAUCAAAUUUAAAAAAAAUUAAUAAACUAGGAGAAUUUAUCGAAGUAGAUUCGUUUGCAUUAUCAAACUUGUUUGAUAAUGAUUUACAAAAUUAUCACAUGUAUUGGAGUGCAUGUGAAGUUGUUCGUGAAAAUCUAGUAUUAUGGAUGAUUUCUUCAAAAGAAAUUUCAAUCAAUGAAGCACAGUUAUCUCGUAUGCGAUCUCUUAAAGGACCUGAUAAUAAGUUUAUAAUGUCAAAUUGUCGAUUGGCAAAAUUAUCAGGGGGGAACAAAGUGCUACACGUGACUCAGCAUCCAAUAGACCAAAAGAAAAUUCAGUCGAUGGAAGAAAAGGACAAUAUUGCAUUAGCAGCACCAGAAAAAAUUGAUAUGCCGAGUAACAAACCAAGUACAUCUGCACAAACAAAGCAAAAAGAACCGGAACAAUUAUUGUCUAAUAAAAGCAACAUCGAUAGUGAUGUGGCUAAAAAAGAAGAUGUGAUUAUUUCGGUAGUCACUACCGUUCCAACAGCUAAUCUAACAGUAACAAACGAAAUUCGGUCUAAAAAAGAUAUAAAAUCUACAAAAUCACUUGAUUUGGAGGACCAACGUAAAGAUAUGGAACACAUUUUGAACAUCACCAAACCUUUAUGUUCAAAUAACAAAGAGAAAAACAUACUAAAUGAUCCAGAACUGACAAAGAAUAUAGUAAUGAGUUCUAUCGACGAUCUUAUGUUCGAUUUAACAAAUUACAAUAAAGCAGAGUUAAAACCUUCUCAACGACCAGAAGUACAGAAAAACCACAGAGAAGGAGUUCGAAUGAAUACUACGGCUUUAAGAAGAGAAAUGCAUAUUAAAAACAAAGAUAUAAUAUCUAUAAAAUCACAUGAUACGGAAGAUCAACGUGAAGAAAUGGAGUUGGUAGCCGAGAAUUUUGAUUCAGAUCUGAACCUAAUGCAACCUUUAGAUAUAAAUAACAGAGAGAAAAAUAUAGUAAAUGACGUGGAACGGACAAAGGAUAAUACGGUUAUGAGCUCCAAAGACAUCGUUACAUUAAACUCGAUAAACCAAGAUAAAGUGGAGGUUAAAACAUCUCAACGGCCAUCUGUAAAGAAAACCCACAGAGAAGGAGUUCGAAUGAAUGCUACAGCGCUAAGAAGAGAAAUGCACAUUAAAAACAAGCAACAAAUAAAUAUUGAGAAAACGAAUAAAAAUGUGCAUAAAUUUUAAAUUUCUUUCAUACAGGUUUGUGCGUGUACAUAAACUAAUUGAUCAUGUAUGCAGUUUUAUGUUCAAGUAUUAUCUAUAAUAAAAUCACAAUAUUGAAACGCGUAAUCAUGUGUUGUCAGCCGUCAGAGGUGA